This is a messenger RNA of Drosophila kikkawai, 1738 nucleotides long. RefSeq names its product UDP-glycosyltransferase UGT5-like. Lineage: Eukaryota; Metazoa; Arthropoda; Insecta; Diptera; Drosophilidae. The record is from RefSeq and is a predicted model, not a curated record. Gene Ontology annotation, molecular function: UDP-glycosyltransferase activity.
CGCAAAUAGUGCUAAUUAUGACGCGCAGCCAAGGAACUUGGUGGUGCUGCAGCUUUGGCGGACUUUUAAUUGUCCUUUUAACCCUGCAGUCGAUGCCCCAGGGCAGCGAAGGAUCCAACAUUCUGGGCGUCUUCACCAGUCACAGUACCUCGCACUUUAUCGUGCACAUGUCCGUCAUGAAGACGCUGGCCGAGAGGGGACACAACGUGACCGUCCUGUCUGUCGUGCCUCCCAAAGUGACCCACAAGAGCAUUAAGCAUAUUGUUGUCCCCAUUAGUGCCGAGGAGGAGAAGCUCCUCCAUGCGGGCCUCUCCCAAAUGGCUAAGGAGAAGCCAUCAAUUUGGACCGCCAUGAAGUCCAUUUUCGGUUCUUUGGUUAUGCUUAUCGAGAAGCAAGCGGACGUGCUGGAGCAUCCGCUUUUUCAGGAACUCUACCUCAACAAGGGCAACCAGUUUGAUGUGGUAUUCGUCGGCUUCUUCUUCAACACCUACCAGGUCGGGCUGGGUGCCAGAUUUAACUGCCCCGUAAUUGUAUCCUGGAUGGGUCCACCCGUGCUCAUGGUCAACGAUGUGCUCGGCAACCCCGAGCUGUCCACCGUACCCCAAAUGCAGAUUGCCGUGCCCCCAGGAAAAGCCAUGAACUUCCAGCAGAGGGUUCAAAACUUCUUUACCACCCUGGGCUUCAAUGCUCUGCAUGUCUACCUAAACCACAAAUACAACAAAUUCUAUGAUCGCCUUUGGGGCAAGGACAAAUCGAUGCCCACCUUUGAGGAGGCCAUGAAGAACGUCUCCCUGGCUUUUUGCAAUGCCCACGGCAUCAGCGAAGGCCCCAUUCGUCCGAAUGUUCCAAGUAUAAUUGAAAUUGGUGGCAUCCAGGUGAAGAAAAGGCCUGAUCCUUUGCCGGAGGACAUCAAAGAAUUUCUCGAUAAGGGACAAAACGGAGUCAUUCUAUUCAGCCUUGGUUCCAAUUUAAAGGGCGAACAUUUGCAGUCAGGGGUGGUGCCUAUCAUAUUCAAGACAUUGAGCAGCCUGAAGCAGCAAGUGAUCUGGAAGUGGGACGACCUUGAGAAGACCCCUGGCAAGGCGUCGAAUAUUCUCUACAAGAAGUGGCUGCCCCAGGACGAUAUCCUGGCUCACCCUAAGAUAAAGCUAUUCAUCACCCAUGCAGGAAAAGGAGGUGUAGCUGAGGCCCAGUACCACGGAGUGCCCAUGCUGGCCCUUCCCGUCUUCGCCGAUCAGCCUGGCAACGCCGAUAAGCUGGUGGAGAGUGGCUACGGCCUCCGUCUGGAACUGAACUCCCUGGAUGUUGCCGAGUUUAAGGAAGCCAUCAAGGAGAUCAUUGAAAAUCCUAAGUACGCCCAGAAGCUGAAGAGCUUCUCGCAAUUGUACCGCGAUCGUCCUCUGAGUGCCCAGGAAUCGGUUGUCUACUGGACGGAGUACGUGAUCCGCCACCGUGGAGCUGCUCACAUGCAGAGUCCUCUGGUGCACAUGAGCUUCGUCGCCAGCAACAACCUGGAUAUCUGCAUUAUCACCGCCCUGCUCCUCUACGUUAUCUUCAUCAUCAACAAGAUCUUUUGGAAAUUCAUCUGGAAAAAGCUAUUUGGCAAAUCGAACAAAGCUUCUCAAAAGAAGAAGGUGAAGAAGCAGUAGAUCAAGUCGUACGGAAAUCUUUAGAUUCUUGUAGCUUUACACUAAAAUAUAUUUUAUAUAUUACCCCAAAUAUAAUUAAAAAUCAAUCC